AUGCUGAGCUUGAAUCUUCUUCCGUCCUCAAAUGUCGCUUUCUGCAAAUCCAAAAGUCGAUGUUCCAUUAAUGAUUCACUUUUGGAUCCAAAUCCUGGGAACAGAAGGAAUCAAUUCCAUUUAGAUACACCCAACUCUCUACCCUUUUUAAAAAUCUCUGCUUUCAGCCGAAUCCAUGGCAUCCCUGCGAGGAUUUCCUGUUCGAGAUUGGAUUCUCUGGGUUGUGCUGGAAACCCGUUUGUGGUUUCUUCAAGAAGGGCAUCUCAGGUUGCGAAAUCGGUGCCUGGGACCCCAGAAGAAUCGAGCCCAGAUGGUGGAAUAGAAGCAGCGAAACCGGACAAGAAAUUUCAGCUGGCUGUUAUCUUUGGUCUCUGGUAUUUUCAGAACAUUGUGUUCAACAUUUACAACAAGAAGGUUCUGAACAUUUUCCCAUUCCCAUGGCUUCUUGCAUCUUUCCAGCUGUUAUGUGGGUCGAUUUGGAUGUUUAUUCUCUGGUCUACAAAGCUUCAACCCUGCCCAAAGAUAUCUAAAUCAUUCAUCAUUGCUCUUCUUGGCCCUGCGCUGUUUCACACAAUAGGUCACAUUUCAGCAUGCGUUUCAUUCUCCAAGGUGGCUGUUUCUUUCACGCAUGUUAUUAAAUCUGCAGAACCUGUGUUCUCUGUGAUUUUUUCGUCAUUUCUUGGUGAUACAUAUCCUCUGAAUGUUUGGCUGUCUAUAGUUCCCAUUGUGUUUGGUUGCUCUCUGGCUGCUAUUACUGAAGUGUCAUUCAAUUUUGGAGGUUUAUGGGGUGCCAUGAUAAGCAAUGUAGGGUUUGUGUUGAGGAACAUUUAUUCCAAAAAGAGUUUGCAGGAUUGGAAGGAAGUGGAUGGACUGAAUUUGUAUGGGUGGAUUAGUAUAAUCUCAUUCUUAUAUCUGUUUCCGGUGGCUAUCUUUGUUGAGGGCUCUCAAUGGGUUGCAGGGUAUCAUAAAGCUAUUGAAACCAUUGGAAAACCCUAUACCUUUUACUUUUGGGUGAUUCUAUCUGGAUUGUUUUACCAUCUUUAUAAUCAGUCAUCUUAUCAAGCACUGGAUGAUAUUAGCCCCCUUACAUUCUCUGUGGGAAACACAAUGAAGAGGGUGGUAGUCAUUGUUGCUACAGUGUUGGUUUUCAGAAAUCCAGUGAGGCCGCUUAAUGCACUUGGUUCUGCUAUUGCGAUAUUUGGGACUUUCCUGUAUUCACAAGCUACUGCUAAAAAGCCUAAGAAAGAAGCCUAA
Messenger RNA from Oldenlandia corymbosa var. corymbosa, 1254 nucleotides. The record is from the annotation of a GenBank genome assembly. NCBI's taxonomy places the organism in Eukaryota, Viridiplantae, Streptophyta, Magnoliopsida, Gentianales, Rubiaceae.